GAGGGCCCCUGGGGGCCCCGGGGUCGGUUAUAAAGCUGCUGCUGGCCUCCUGUCUGCAGGUUCCUGAGUGUCCCAGCAGGAUGGACGUGGUUCAGACAUCGAUGCUGCUGCUGCUGCUGGCGGCGCUCGGCGCCACCGUAGAGCCGAGCCCCGAAAACUGUCACGGCCUGAACGCCACGCUGAGGAGGGAACACCUGCACAAGGUCUUCGGGGACUGGGUCCUGGUUUGGGGCGUGACCAACAAUAACGAGGAACUGAACUUCAUGCAGAACGUCUCCAGCUCCCACUUGGAGCUCCGCCUCCUCGCUGACAACAAGACCGUCACCUACACCGAGAGGAACAUGCACAAGAACGCGUCGUGCACCACCUACGUCUUCAACAUGUCUCUGACUGACGACCACAUCCUGCGCGCGCUUACCGUCUCUGCCACGGUGGAGACUGGUGGAGUUGUGAGUCCGUACAUAGAGAACGGUUUCAUAGUUUUCCAUGAGACCUGCGACGGCUGUCUGUCCUUAAGCUACAUCGAAGUAACGGAAGAUUUAUUCCCAAACAUCACAUACCUGCUGAAAUACAGGAGGGAGGGGCACCACCUUGAUGUUGACGUGUUGAAGGAGGACCACAACAAUCACACCCGACAUGCCAAAUGUGACGGGUACUCCACCGACGACGAGCCGUUCAUCUACGACGGAGCUGCAGAUUUCUGUCAUAAGACGUCUGGUGCGGAGCCGAUCGUGGGAGUCGAACCGACGGUCCUGGUUCAACCUGCUGCAGAGUCCUGAGGGUCUACCAGAGUCCUGAGGGUCUACCAGAGUCCUGAGGGUCUACCAGAGUCCACAUGAACCACAGGAAGUUCUGUUCAAC
Molecule: messenger RNA, 861 nt
Organism: Centropristis striata (black sea bass)
Lineage: Eukaryota; Metazoa; Chordata; Actinopteri; Perciformes; Serranidae
Product: saxitoxin and tetrodotoxin-binding protein 1-like
Exons: 6
Coding region: 81-779 (232 amino acids)
Source: RefSeq, a predicted model, not a curated record